Messenger RNA from Cannabis sativa, 1072 nucleotides. RefSeq lists its product as uncharacterized. The record is from RefSeq and is a predicted model, not a curated record. Gene Ontology annotation, cellular component: mitochondrial matrix. NCBI's taxonomy places the organism in Eukaryota, Viridiplantae, Streptophyta, Magnoliopsida, Rosales, Cannabaceae. The coding region runs from base 115 to 885 and encodes 256 amino acids. The transcript is spliced from 3 exons.
AUAAACAUUCACGCUUCUUUGUUUCCUUAAACCCUAAAACCCUUUCUUUCUGAUUUUCUAAAACCUUCAUUCUGUUCUUUCCGACUUGGGAAAAAUUAACAUACAACCACAGAAAUGGCUGCUUUUACUUCCCUUAUUCGCAAAUCAGCGUCUUCCUUGGCUCCAUUAGCUUUUCGGGCUGUCCGGACUCAGAGGAAUUACCAGUCUUUGGUUGUGGUUGCCAUAAACCAUACUAAUUUUUCUCAAAAUCACCACUCUCACUCCCCUUUGGUUCCAGCCUUUCACUACUCCACCGAGUCAAAGAAACCCAGCUCAGACGAGUCGCUUCUCCGAGUAAUCGAGUCAGAAAUCCAUUGCGCCACAGAAACUGACGAUCAGGACCGGGUUGAAGAGGUUCCAAAUGGUUUCCCUUUUGAAAUUCAAGAUAAUCCUGGACUACAAACCAUAACCCUAAAGAGAAAAUAUCAAGGAGAAGAUAUUCAAGUUGAAGUUCAUAUGCCUGAUCUAGUCACUGGUGGACAAAAUGACGAUGGUGAUGAUGGAGACGAUGAUGAAAAAUCUAUUCAAUCUAGCAUUCCACUAGUUGUAAAUGUCUCCAAGAAGAGUGGACCUGCACUAGAGUUCAGUUGCACUGCCUACCCUGAUGAAAUUGCAAUUGAAAGCUUGACUGUGAAACAUCCAGAAAACUCUGGUGAUGAAAUUGCCUAUGAAGGGCCUGACUUCCAUGAUUUGGAUGAGAAUCUGCAGAAGUCAUUCCACAAGUACUUGGAGAUUAGAGGAAUCAAGCCCAGCACAACAAACUUCUUGCAUGAGUACAUGAUCAACAAAGACAGUAGAGAAUAUUUGUUGUGGUUGGAGAAACUUAAGAAAUUCGUCCAAGCAUAAAAGAAUGCAUACUUGAUUUAUGUUGGAGGAGAUGGCCAUAUAGUUGUUUGUUAAUGACAGAAAUAACACCCUGUAUCAUGUAUGGAACAAUAUAUUUGCUCUUUCAAUGAUAGGAUACAACAAAUAGAUUUUUGGUAGAAAUGUAGACGUACUUUCUAUUUCAAUUGACAAACCUUUGAUUUGAGUU